GAUGGCCCUGUCGUCAGCGACAUUUCUAGCGGGCCUUGUGUUCCUGCUGGUGGUACGACACCCGGCUCUCUCCUCCUCCGUCCCUAGCCAAGGGCAAGGUGUCUCUUCGUCUGAAGAGGUCUUUGCCCGGAAUUGCCUCGAACUUCUGCAUCAGGGAGUCACCCUCAGUGGUGUCUACACGAUCCACCCUUACGACAGCUUCCCUGAGCAUCCCGUGCAGGUAUUAUGCGACAUGGACACCAUGGGAGGCGGAUGGACUGUCAUCCAGAGAAGGGACGACAUCCAACCCAGGAAGGACUUCUACCUCACUUGGAUGGAGUAUGCCCUGGGCUUUGGGAACCUCAGCGGGGAAUUCUGGCUGGGCCUGGACCACAUCCACGCGCUGACGGACCAAGCCUAUAACGAGCUCUUGUUCAACUUGCACGACUUCGAGGGCGAAGAACGUCACGCCCUCUACAACUUCUUCUACGUUUACGACAGGAGCUCGGAUUACCUGAUGGAGGUCAACGGGUACUCGGGCAAUGCCGGGGACUCUUUCACGCUUCAUAACGGGAAUUACUUCUCGACCAAAGACAGAGAUCUUGAUAAUAUUGCUGGGUAUAAUUGUGCUGUGAGGUACUCAGGCGCUUGGUGGUACGACACAUGUCAUCACUGCAAUUUGAAUGGCCUUUAUCUCUCCGGACAACACGAGUCCUUCGCCGACGGUAUUGAAUGGAGUUCUUGGCAUGGGUACAAUUAUUCCCUCAAGAAAACGGAAAUGAAGAUCAGGCCGGCGUAUGACCAUGAGGGUGGACUCAGGAGAGGUGGAACAUAGAUCCUACCCAUGUGAACACUCUCGAGAGAGAGCUUCCAGCCCUGUCAUUGGCUUAUCAGCAGCCAAUCAGGAGCAUCGUAAGGGACUGGCUUAGACAUCAAACGAAUGAAAAAAGGUUCUUUUUUGUUUAAAUUCUUGUCGUUCUAGGCUGAAAUAAAUAUCUUGGAAGCGUAGUCUA
Molecule: messenger RNA, 992 nt
Organism: Macrobrachium nipponense
Lineage: Eukaryota; Metazoa; Arthropoda; Malacostraca; Decapoda; Palaemonidae
Product: ficolin-2-like
Source: RefSeq, a predicted model, not a curated record